UGGGACGGACUUGAUCCCUGCGGCAGAUGCUCUGGAGUCCGUGCCGGCACAAUUCUGGUGCAGGCGAACUCUCGUGCUGGUGGCCCCUGGACCGCGCGAUGACUGGACGGUGCUUCUGCUGUGAAGUAAAAGAGAAGAGGUAUUCUCAUUCUGAGGAAAAGUAAAGCUACUGUAAACUAAGGUGACUUCUGGGACUGAGGACGAGAGUUGAAGAUGAAGGACGAUUGCUCGUCCAGCUCCCAUGUGCCCAUCAGCGACAGCAAGUCCAUUCUGAAGUCAGAACUCUUAAGCCUGCUCAAAACCUACAACUGCUACCAUGAGGGCAGGAGCUUCCAGCUAAGACACCGAGAGGAAGAAGGGACUCUGAUCAUCGAAGGACUCCUCAACAUUGCCUGGGGACUCAGACGACCCAUCCGGCUCCAGAUGCAGGAUGAUCGGGAGCGAGUGCACCUGCCUUCUGCCACGUGGGUGCCUGAGCGGCUCAGCGGCCUCCAAAAGGAAGCUUCCCCCCAGGACAGCAAGACCCCUACUGAGGAGCCUAGUGCUCAGCCUGCAAACAAGGCAGAGGUUUCCAGAGGACCCCUGGAGGAGGAGGAGGAGGAGGAGGUCCCACAGCUUAUGCGGACCAAGAGUGAUGCCAGCUGUGUAAUCCAGAGGAGGUCCAAAUCCCGGGCACCGAGCGAAGCCCAGAAGAUACGACGGCACCGGUUCUCCAUCAAUGGACACUUUUAUAACCACAAGACCUCAGUGUUCACUCCUGCCUAUGGGUCUGUGACCAACGUCCGGGUUAACAGCACUAUGACCACCCAGCAGGUGCUCACCCUGCUGCUAAACAAGUUCAGGGUUGAAGAUGGCCCCAGUGAAUUUGCACUCUACAUUGUCCACGAGUCUGGGGAGCAGACAAAAUUAAAAGAUUGUGAGUACCCACUGAUAUCCAGAAUCCUGCAUGGGCCCUGUGAGAAAAUUGUCAAGAUCUUCUUGAUGGAAGCUGACUUGAGCGAGGAAGUGCCCUAUGAUGUCGCCCAGUACAUUAAGUUCGAAAUGCCGGUGUUGGACAGUUUUGUUGAAAAAUUAAAAGAAGAGGAAGAAAGAGAAAUAAUCAAACUGACCAUGAAGUUCCAAGCCUUGCGUCUGACAAUGCUGCAGCGUCUUGAACAGCUGGUAGAGGCCAAGUAACUAGCCAGAGUUUGACUUUUGUGGUGCUUGUGGUAGCCAGUGUGCAUAGAGUUCUUGGGACCCAGCCCUAACUGAUAACUGACCGAUGGCUGCUGCCCGAAGAAUCCAGUACCUAAGAGCAUUACACCUGUCCACAGACUUCAUAGCAUCCUGCAUCUCUAGUCUUGGUACCAUGGUGAGCGUGCACAGGCACACCCAGGCACUUGCUGGCUAGGAUCUAUGUACAAAGCUGGCCUAGGUGGUAAUAAAGAGCCUUGGAACUGUGAUACCAGCUGCUUUGCAUUGUUGAAUAGCAUGGCCAGCCUUGUUCCUGUGUAUUUCCAGUUCGAGAGAGCAGUAUAGCACCCAGCCCCUGGAGAAUGGGCUUCAUCUGCUUGCCCAGUGCCUGUCUCUGAGCCUCUGCAUGGCCACAAGUCCCUGCCCUUCUCUCCCAUGUGAACUAUGAAGUCCCUGUCUUCCCUUGCUUCUUAUUGACACUCAGGAUCUGUACUGAGCGGGAACUGCCAAUGGCCAUGAGCUACGGCCUGCUUCUAACUACUGCUUCACCAUGAAGUCCUGGCCUCUGAGCCUCCUUUCCUAGCCAACAUUCCUGGCCUAGAGGUUAGAUCAGGACUAGGACUACCAAGAUCAUCAGUUCUUGGCAUAAAUCACCCUUAACUUGUGAGUGUGAUGCAAAAAAAUCCUUGAAAGGAGUUGUCUUCAAAAAAAUAUGUCCAUCGAAGUAUUUCUGAAGUUGAUUUGUGUGGCAUUGGAACAGCUUGCAGUGACUCCAGAAGGCUCAGUCCCCUUCACUCCAUCUUGUGGAUGUCUCUUGCUUUCCUUGGGACUGAGCUUCUUUGUCUCUAGUGGAUAGGGACAGCACUCAAUCCAUCCUAUCAAAGCUCAGCAAAAAAUGGAAAAUGUCUAUUUGGGGAUAAAAGGCUUCUAAUCGCCUAGAAAUGGACACAGAACUGUUUGUUUCCUGACUGAUUGAAAUCCCUGGAAUGAAUGAGAAAACUAUGCAAUGAUUUACAUCAGUUGUGAGAAUGAUUGUCUGACAGAGCAAACUAUAGGCCAGCUUCUUCCCCUGAGGUCUGCGGACAGUGGCUUUGAAGAGAAGACUGAUGAAGGCCUUAGAAGACAGAGUUCCAUCUUCAAUGCAGUGCAUGCGAAAGCCACUCCUGGAGUCCUGACCAGCAAAGCAUGAGGACAGCUGUGCAGUGGGAAGCCACGAGGCAGGGUAGAUGUCACCCCUAGAUUUUCCAGACCCAGCUCUGUUUCACAGAAGUACUUAGCUGACAAGGGAGGAGGCCUCUUGCCUCCUGGCCUCUUUGGCACUGUGCUUUCUUCGGUGCUUAAUAAAGGCCUGCUGUGUUGAACAGAAGCUGCAGGACCAACCCUU
Apodemus sylvaticus (European woodmouse) is the source of this 2557-nucleotide messenger RNA. RefSeq names its product Ras association domain family member 4 (gene Rassf4). The record is from RefSeq and is a predicted model, not a curated record. The transcript has 12 exons. Gene Ontology annotation, biological process: signal transduction. The coding region runs from base 214 to 1176 and encodes 320 amino acids. Lineage: Eukaryota; Metazoa; Chordata; Mammalia; Rodentia; Muridae.